CCACCGACUCUUUGCUUUUCCUUUGGGGCCGACGCUACCGCCACGACAGAUUCUCCGACAUUCUAAGGCCCACCUUUUUUCUUUCCAUCUCUACGCUUUACUUUCUGUUUAGAGACAACUUUAUCUGCCAAUAUAAGCACACACGAUUAGCGUCGAUCUCAGCUCUGCUGUGUCUGGGUUGCUUUCCCCGAGUGUGCGUAGGCACCCAUGAACGGAGCAACUGACGGCAACGGCGGCUUCGCCAAUGACGCAGGCGGCCUGGAGGCUGCUGUUGCGACGCCCGACACGACCGGGACGGACGGCGGCGGAGGCCAACGCCUUGUCAUCGAUGCCGCUGCCGGGGGAGGCGAUGGCGGCGAGGACGCGGCCGACGCGAUCGCUGUCGCAGCGGGGCCGGAGCUGCUCCGCAAGCUCGUGUUCGAGGGAAUGACCGUGACGUCCUUCUCCAUCGGCGCCGCGGUGAGACCACCCGCCCACCUCGCGUCGCACCAGCUGCCGCCGGUGGCCUACUACGCCAAUGACGCAGGCGGCCUGGAGGCUGCUGUUGCGACGCUCGACACGACCGGGGCAGACGGCGGCGGAGGCCAACGCCUUUUCAUCGAUGCCGCUGCCGCUGCCGGGGGAGGCGAUGGCGGCGAGGACGCGGCCGACGCGAUCGCUGGCGCGGCGGGGCCGGAGCUGCUCCGCAAGCUCGUGUUCGAGGGAAUGACCGUGACGUCCUUCUGCAUCGGCGCAGCCGUGAGACCACCCGCCCACCUCGCGUCGCACCAGCUGCUGCCGGUGGCCUACUACCUCGCGCUGCUCGUGCUCUUCCUCUUCGGGGUUGGGCUACUGGGGCUCGCUGUCUGGGUGUCCGGCGACCGCGUCGGCCGCGCCGCCGUGGCCAAGACCGUGAUGUGGAUCGCCGUGGCGCCGCUGCUGCUGGUGCUGUCCCUCGGCGGAAUUGGGAUGACAUAAUGGGGUUCUGAUGCAGGUAAAGUGCGUCCGGAUGCUUUCACCACAAAGCCAACCUGCUGAAACAUGGAAAAUGGUGGCUACAGAGUCUUUCUUCUUCCUGGGUGUUGGAUCAAGAGAGAACAAACAAAAUAAGAAUCGAUGUUCCAUCUCGGUUGAUGGUUAGUGUAUCGAUACACAAGUGAUCGAUUUUUAGUGUCUGUUAAGAGGACUUGAUGGGCAGCAACGAGUCUCAAGUUGGUUCGAGUCUUGUACGUGUCUAAUGUAAUGGAUAUUAAUAAUUAUUAAAAAAAAAGAUUGAUGUUCCAAAAGAAUGAAAAGGGUUUUCAUGUA
Messenger RNA from Musa acuminata AAA Group (dessert banana), 1287 nucleotides. RefSeq lists its product as uncharacterized. The record is from RefSeq and is a predicted model, not a curated record. The transcript has 2 exons. The coding region runs from base 208 to 957 and encodes 249 amino acids. Lineage: Eukaryota; Viridiplantae; Streptophyta; Magnoliopsida; Zingiberales; Musaceae.